AUGAUGGAGUCGUCCAUGAAGUUGACCAUUGUGCUACCCUCGAACGAUCAAAGGACGAGCAUCGGCUCCCCCGUCUCCCCCGAAGAACAGAGUCCGAACAUCGACUGCCCUGUCUCCUCAUCCUCCUCCGCUUCCGACGUCAACGACAUCGGGGGCGUCCAGGAAGAAAGCGGCUUGCCCAUGUCCAAGGCGCGAUGCAUUGCCCUCGUCGCAACGGUCACAGGUGCUUCCUUCUUAAAUACCCUCUCCCUCCAGACGGUCGUCAUCAUCCUGCCUAGCAUCUCACGCGAGCUCUCCAUCCCCCAAUGCCGCCAGCAGUGGCUCGUCUCGUCGUACUCCAUCACCUUUGGCUGCUUCCUCCUCCUCUGGGGCCGCAUCGCCGACAUCUACGGCAAGCGCCUGGUUUUCAUCCUCGGCUCCUUCUGGGUUACCAUCAUGACCGUCGUGAAUCCUUUCGUGCCGAAUGAGAUCGCCUUCGACCUUUUUCGGGCACUCCAUGGCCUUGGCGCUGCGGCCAACGUUCCGACCGCCAUUGGCAUUCUUGGUGUCAUCUUCCCACCCGGCAAGGCCAAAAACUAUGCCUUCAGCACCUAUGGUACUUGUUCAAUCUUGAUCAGUCAUGAAACACGAACCGGCUCUCGGCUAACCGUUCAUCUUCCAGCCGCCGGCGCCCCCAUUGGCAGCAUCUUUGGCAACCUGCUGGCAGGCUUCGUUGCCGAGUACGCCAACUGGAAGUGGGUUUUUGUCGUCUCAGCGUUCUUGGCCGGCACCAUCGCCAUUGUCGCAAUAUUUACUAUUCCCAAGGAGCCGCCUUCUAGCCAGCACGAGACUGGAGGCAGAAAUGAGACACACCCCUCCAUCGACUGGGUUGGCGCCACUCUCGUCACCUUGGGCCUUAUCGGCCUCAUGAUUGCUCUCACCGAAGGUAAUCUAGUCGGCUGGUCUACCCCCUGGGUCCCGACCUUGAUGGUCAUCGCACUCAUUGCCGUCGCCCUCUUUGUAUCCUGGCAGAUGUACCUGGAGCGUCGCCUGAACAGCUCCCUCGUCGUAACCAGGAAACCCCGGCCACCCCUCGUCAAAGUCAGCAUCUUCAGCAAUUUUCGCUUCAGUGCCGUCAUGGUUAUUGUCUGCCUAUUCUAUGCCUCCUUCAACAACUACCUCAUCCAAGCAACCUACUUCUUUCAAAACUUUCAGGGCCUGUCCCCUUUCGACACCAUGUUGCGCUUCAUCCCCAUGGGAGUGGGUGGCAUCAUCGUCGCCAUUAUCGUCUCCCAGUUGCUCGGCCGCAUCCCAACCCUCUUUAUUCUCGUCACUGGCAAUCUCGCCGUUUCCAUCGCCUCGCUGCUCUUCGCCCUGCCCAUUCCACCGACAACGUCCUACUACGCCUACGGCCUGCCUGCCAUGCUACUUUCCGUCAUUGGGGUGGACACGACCUGGCCCUGCCUCACCCUCUUUACAUCGCAAGCCUUGCCGCCCGAGGACCAGGCUAUCGGCGGUGCACUCAUAAACGCCGUGGGCCAGUUCGGACGCGCCCUCGGCCUGGCUAUCAGCACCGCCUUGCAGACUUCGGUUUUGGCCAACGGCCGCCACGUCUCGAUCAAGGAUGCUGGUGCAAUGAAGCCUUGGGACCCAGUCACCCUCAACGCCAUGCGUGCCGCCAACUGGAUGAACUUUGCCUUUGGAAUAGCCUCGCUUGCCGUCGUCAUCAUGGCCUUUCGAAGCAUGGAGAUUGUCGGCAAGGCGAGAUCAUCGCUGCUGGUCAGGUCUGGCAGCGGUCAGGAGAAGGGAAAGCAUCGCGAUUGUGACCCCCAUGCGAAUGAAGCCUUCGGAGGGGCGGGCAAUAGAAAAUGA
This is a messenger RNA of Drechmeria coniospora, 1851 nucleotides long. RefSeq lists its product as uncharacterized. Gene Ontology annotation, molecular function: transmembrane transporter activity. NCBI's taxonomy places the organism in Eukaryota, Fungi, Ascomycota, Sordariomycetes, Hypocreales, Ophiocordycipitaceae. The transcript is spliced from 3 exons. Gene Ontology annotation, cellular component: membrane. Gene Ontology annotation, biological process: transmembrane transport. The record is from RefSeq and is a predicted model, not a curated record. The coding region runs from base 1 to 1851 and encodes 616 amino acids.